CCGUGCAGUUCGCAGCCGGGAGACGCCGUCGCCAUUGCCCCCUGGCUCGGUGAGCGCAGCCCCGCUCGCCGAGCAGGGCCUCAGCGGGCCGCCAGCGCCAUGGGCCAGUGCGGCAUCACCUCCUCCAAGACCGUGCUGGUCUUUCUCAACCUCAUCUUCUGGGGAGCAGCAGGCAUUUUAUGUUACGUGGGAGCCUAUGUCUUCAUCACUUACGACGACUAUGACCACUUCUUUGAAGAUGUGUACACUCUCAUCCCUGCUGUGGUGAUCAUAGCUGUAGGAGCCCUGCUCUUCAUUAUUGGGCUAAUUGGCUGCUGCGCCACAAUCCGAGAAAGCCACUGUGGACUGGCCACAUUUGUCAUCAUCCUACUCUUGGUUUUUGUCACAGAAGUUGUUGUAGUGGUUUUGGGAUACGUUUACAGAGCAAAGGUGGAAAAUGAAGUUGAUCGCAGCAUUCAGAAAGUGUAUAAGACCUACAACGGAACCAACCCUGAUGCUGCUAGUCGGGCUAUUGAUUAUGUACAGAGACAGCUGCACUGUUGUGGAAUUCACAACUACUCAGACUGGGAAAAUACAGACUGGUUCAAAGAAACCAAAAACCAGAGCGUCCCUCUCAGCUGCUGCAGAGAGACCGCCAGCAGCUGUAAUGGCAGUUUGGCCCACCCCUCUGACCUCUAUGCCGAGGGUUGUGAGGCUCUAGUUGUGAAGAAGUUACAAGAAAUUAUGAUGCAUGUUAUCUGGGCAGCACUGGCAUUUGCAGCUAUCCAGCUGCUGGGUAUGCUGUGUGCGUGCAUCGUGCUGUGCAGGAGGAGCAGAGACCCUGCUUACGAGCUCCUCAUCACUGGUGGGACCUACGCGUAGCAGCAGCAGAUUCACACCUGAGCUUUCUAGCCUGGUUCUGAUUUUGGAAGGUGAAUUGAGCAGGUCUGCUGCUGUUGGCUUCCUGAGUUGUUUUAGUUAAAGCACACGCAUCCUGGUGUUGGACAGAGCAGCUUGGCUCUUCAUUUACCUACCUACCUACCCUCCCACCUAUGACUUUCUUUUCCCUUGUUCUAGCUGAUUCUCCACAUCCCUGAGUUUUUAAGUUCGGUGGUAAAUGUUCUAAUAUCAGAACUAUUUGCAAGUUGUAUAGUGUGGUAGAAUUAAAGGAGGUUGUGGGCCUGCUUUUGUUACCUCCAAGCAUAAAUGGGACUGAUUCUGAAGUAUCACCGGACCCUUUCAGUCUUCACAGUCUUGGCCAAAGGUUUUGGGAGGGAGGGGGAGGAAGUCAGCUGUCUGGUUAAAGUUAACACCAGGUGGUGCCCCUCAUCAGUGUCCUUUUAAAAAACAUAUACUGUAGUCCAAUAAGAUAGCAGUUGUACAAAAUGGCUAAAAUAGAUUUUAGAGUCAUAAGGUAUGUAUCUUGGUUCAUCUUCAAAAUCAGAGACUGAUCUUUGAAACUAGUGGUUUUUAAUCAAAGCUGACUUUAUAGGAGGAGUAUAAUGUAUACACUACUGUUUUAAAACAAUUAGUGUGUGUGUGUUUUUUUUAUGAUUGAGCCCAUUCAUCAUAAGUCUUAAACUCAUUUGGAAAUAAUGUACCCACGUAGACUAGCAAAAUAGUAUGUAGAUGUGAUCUCAGUUGUAAAUAGAGAAAUCUAAUUCAAUAAACUCUGUGUCAUCCCCCAA
Messenger RNA from Loxodonta africana (African savanna elephant), 1667 nucleotides. It is a transcript of the gene TSPAN3, whose product is annotated as tetraspanin 3. The coding region runs from base 100 to 861 and encodes 253 amino acids. Gene Ontology annotation, cellular component: plasma membrane. The record is from RefSeq and is a predicted model, not a curated record. The transcript is spliced from 7 exons. Lineage: Eukaryota; Metazoa; Chordata; Mammalia; Proboscidea; Elephantidae.